GCCACAGUCACUGUCACAGAAAGUGUUAACUCCUCAUUCUUUAACUAUUUGGGGAAAUGCCCUCAACAAUCACUAACUUGUUUGGAUUUGAACUGGGUCUUUGCUCUGCUUCGUCCUGAGGCAUCAGAAUUGUCAAAAUGUGCUCAAGAUAUUUGGGAUUUUUUCUUCUGGUUUGGUUUCCAGGAGCACUACACGCACAAAGUGCAGCUCUGCAGUGUGCUGCUCCCUCACUGGACCGUGGUUAUUUCGUCCCUGUUAAAGAAACGUAUUCUCAUGACUCCAAGCUCACCUAUGCCUGUGAAAACACACAUAAACCAGCUGUGGAGGGUUGGUGGGCAGAAAGCGUGUGUCAACAUGGCACAUGGUCUCAUACGCCACGAUGUAUAGAGGAAAAAGCCUGCAUUCCGCCAACUAUUGCCAAUGCAAAAUACACAGAGGCCUCAGAAGGUUGGUACGAGGAGGGAAACAUCAUCAGGAUCACAUGUGACAAAGGAUAUGAACACAAAGACAACAUCGCAACAGCCAAAUGUAUAAAUGGGACGUGGUCCUCUUUGCCCAUGUGUGAGAGAAGUAUGUCCGCCUGCAGUGAGCCUCCCAAAGUCCCCCAUGCUGUGAUCACUGGUUUGGACUAUCAGGACUUGUUCGCUGCAGGUUCAGAAGUGCAGUACGAAUGUGAGGAUGGAUACACUAUAGACGGAGUGCACACAAAAAAAUCCACAUACUGCUUAAGUGGACACUGGACUGAAGGCCCCGUCUGCGGCGGAGGAAGAGGACCAGGUACUGAUCUUGGUGGCUCUGCAGUGGGCGGAACAGGUGGAGGGCACACUUCAUCUGCUGGCGGCCGCAGACCAGGUAGUGGACAUGGAGGGACAGGUACUACAUCUGCUGGCAGUGGGACACGGCCUGUGGGUGGAGGAUCAUCAACCAGCUCUGGAACAAAUGAAGAGGAGAUUCAAAAUGCACCAAUUGAAAGCUGUGGAAAACACCCCAGUAUCCCCAAUGGUGAAAUUGUGGACACUAGAGAGAUGUUUUUGAAAUACGCGUGCAACACCUUUUACACAUAUGUGGGUCCAAAGACAGUGGUGUGUCAUUCAGACGGCACAUGGUCAGAUGUGCCCAGCUGCAGAGCUACCUACUGUUCUGUGGACACCCAUCAAUAUCGUGAAUUAUAUUCUGAUGGAGUGAAAUAUGUAAAAGAUGGUGAGGGGCGGAAACUGGCAUGUGUGAAGCUGGACGAAUGGUGGACAGAUCAUUUUUCUGAAGUCCGCUGCACUAAUGGAAGAAUUAGAUUAAGUGAAUGUUGUAGCUGGCUCACAAUAAAGAGCCUUUGCUCAGGCACUUUGAGGAAGAGGAGGUUGCUGCUGCCUUUGGAUUUGCUCACUGAAUGAAAACAGAUGCCAGCCUGGAAAACUGAAGUUAUGACUGUGAUGAUACAUAUGUUGUAACAUUAUAACAUGUCAGCUUUUUCUAAAGCUAUUUCAGGCUUCUCAUAAAUUCCUACAACAAGCUGGAGUUAACUGUUUUUCUGUGGGUUCAAAGCCACACAAAUGACUGGUAGUCGGCCUGGUUAAAACCUGGACUGGAAUCACUUGUCUUUCUAGUAUUGUGUUUUUUCUAAAUCCUCUCCUGAAAUCAACCCAUUCAUUCAUCUUUCUAGUCUGUCACAAGGCUAAUGACACACACGUUCAUUCCCAUCAGAUUUUAUUGAUCAUGACACAAAGUUUGAGAAGUUUCAGAACAGAAUCAAUUCUGUAACAGAUCAUUAAUAUUAACUCAGCUGAUUGACAGACAAUAAAAACAAUAACAGCUGCGACACAAUUUAAAACAGCAACACCUCCUCGAGGUGCAACUGAUACUUUUACACAGGAUUUCUAUUUAAUCCGUCUCUUUCUUCAACUACCCUCUGAAAUUCAAUCAUUUCACAGUUGGAAAUUGUUCAUAAUUGUUUUAAUCAUAUUUCAUAUGAUUUACCAUUUCAAUUAAAUUAAGCUCUAAGCUCUGUGCAGUAUUGAAGGGUCCUCGCACCUUUGUGCAGUGUCUGGGAGGUGCAGUUGCCACGACGUUACAGAUCUGACCACGUACAGGUUUUUAUCAAAAACAUAGAAAUGUGUCCUGUUGUUCAAAGAAAACUAAAAACUUUCGCAAUUUAACAUUGUCAAGAUCUUUAAGAUUUAGUUAAGUAAACUGGAUUAAUUCCCUUGGAAGUACGAGGUGUGGAAAAGGCAAACAAUUUGCAACUUAAAAUAGAAUUUCUCCUGGUGGGUUUAGGGUACGGAUCCACAAGCUUUUUUAUGGUCUCAAACUAAUAGAUGUGCCUCCCAAAUUUCAUACAUCUUGGGCAAAGUUAAGGCAGAAGGCUUCAAUUAUUAAAAUUGUUGGGCGGCGCAAUUAAGCCAUUUUUCUCGCACAUGCGCGGUACAAUAAAAGAUUUUUGGCCAGACGUGAUGCAUGUACAACAAUUUGUCAGAUUUCAAGCAUGUUCAGGUCGUCGAAAAUGCUAAUUGACAAAUCGGUGCAAUCAUCAACUUCUAACACUUAGAUAAUUAGCUCAUAAUUACACUGCAUGAGUAAAAAAAGUUUUUUAAAAAGUACACACAUUACAACGUAAGACCACCCACUUUACAUCUCCUCAGUAGUAAUGUUUGUUAUGUUAUAAUUAACCUGUGAAUAUGUAUAACAUCCAACUUUUCUGCUUUAAAACCAAUAAACCUCUGUAAUGUUU
Molecule: messenger RNA, 2722 nt
Organism: Hippoglossus stenolepis (Pacific halibut)
Lineage: Eukaryota; Metazoa; Chordata; Actinopteri; Pleuronectiformes; Pleuronectidae
Product: complement factor H-like
Exons: 11
Coding region: 138-1388 (416 amino acids)
Source: RefSeq, a predicted model, not a curated record